This is a messenger RNA of Camellia sinensis, 2319 nucleotides long. NCBI's taxonomy places the organism in Eukaryota, Viridiplantae, Streptophyta, Magnoliopsida, Ericales, Theaceae. The record is from RefSeq and is a predicted model, not a curated record.
CCUUUCCAUAUCAGUUUUAUUUGGAUGUAGUUGUCUUACUUGAUUACUACUAUUUAUGUCAAACGAUCAUCUGGGUUUUUUAUUUAUUUUUUAUUUUAUUUAUUUCUUGAUUUGAUUUGAUUUGAUCUUGGUAUUUGGAACACUGUAUGUUUCUUGGGUUUUAUUUUAUUCUGGGCUUGAUUUUGUUUAUGAAAUUUGGAUUGUAGAUCGUUGUUAAUUUGGGUUUCUUGGCGUCAGUUUACUCUAAAUAUGGCUUUUUGUACGCUGAUUUGAUUUGAAUUGUAGCAACACUCGAUCAAUCUCUUUGUUUGAUUGCCUUCGAAAGCGGAUAUUUUAAAAGACAGAAAAAGGAGGAGGAAAUUUUUAGAAUUGAGAAAUGACUUGAACUAAGAGCUUUUUUUUUUUUUUUUUGGGUGCUUAUUUUAGUUUUAAUUUUUAUUUUCCUACAGUAUCAGUAAUUAAACAGGGAUUGGGGCCUGUGAAUUUCCUUUAUUAUGUCAUAUGGCCUCAUACUGGGGGCAUCAAUUCUUCUUGUAGUUGGGAAUUUGGGGUUAUUUGGGUGGGAAUUCUAUUUGCACACCACAAAAAAUCUCAGUAUACACCGUGAUAAACUUCCGAACAAUUGAACAAAAUGAAUUGUUCAGAUAUAUAUUCCACUCAAUUGUUUAUUUUCAAACAACUGUAUUUUGUUUGGAAAUUUAUAUCCGAACAUUUGAUUUUUUGUUUGGAAGUUUAUAUUUGAAUGACAUAAAUGGUGUAUUGAGAUUUUCUGUGGUGUAUGAAUAAAAUUAAGCUCUUCGGGUGGAGUUUACUUUAUGUGAACGGACAAAAAUGCCCUUGUGUGAUUUACUGAUUGAUCUCAAACAAGGGUUGUGGCUAGGGGCGGAUGCAGAGCCUAAGAAGCACUGACACUAAGAAGCUCCAGCUAGAGAUGGGUAUAUACCUUAGUACUCCCAAAACUGAAAAGUUCUCUGAAGAUGGUGAGAAUGGUUGUCUCAGAUAUGGCUUAUCAUCAAUGCAAGGUUGGCGGGCUACCAUGGAAGAUGCUCAUACCUCAUAUCUUGAUCUGGACACUUCCACAUCAUUCUUUGGUGUUUAUGAUGGCCAUGGAGGUAAGGUUGUUGCUAAGUUUUGUGCGAAGUUUCUUCAUCAAGAAGUGCUCAAGCAUGAAGCAUAUCUAGCUGGAGAUGUAGGAACCUCAGUUCACAAAGCUUUUUUCAGAAUGGAUGAGAUGAUGCGUGGACAAAGAGGGUGGAGGGAGUUAGCUGUCCUGGGAGAUAAAAUAAACAAGUUUACUGGCAUGAUUGAGGGUUUGAUAUGGUCUCCUAGAGGUGGUGAGGGGAAUGACCAUAUGGAUGAUUGGGCUUUUGAGGAGGGGCCCCAUUCUGAUUUUUCUGGACCAACUUCUGGGUGCACAGCUUGUGUUGCUAUUAUUAGAAACAACCAACUUAUUGUUGCCAACGCCGGUGAUUCUCGUUGUGUAAUAUCAAGGAAGGGCCAGGCAUACAAUCUUUCUAGAGAUCACAAACCCGACCUUGAGGGUGAAAGAGAAAGGAUCUUGAAAGCUGGUGGUUUUAUCCAUGCAGGACGAGUUAAUGGCAGUUUAAAUCUUGCAAGAGCUAUAGGUGACAUGGAGUUUAAGCAGAAUAAGUUUUUGCCUGCUGAAAAGCAAAUUGUGACUGCUAAUCCAGAUAUAAAUACUGUUGAGCUUUGUGAUGAUGACGAUUUUAUGGUGCUGGCCUGUGAUGGUAUCUGGGACUGCAUGUCAAGCCAGGAGCUAGUGGAUUUUAUACAUGAAAAGUUGAUCACUGAAAGCAAGCUUUCUGUGGUAUGUGAAAGAGUGCUUGAUAGGUGCUUGGCGCCAUCGACAGCAACUGGUGAGGGAUGCGACAAUAUGACUAUGAUCAUAGUGCAGUUCAAGAAACCCAUCGACUCUAGUGCUGCUGCACUGGAGGAAUCAUCAUCCUCAACUCCCAAUGAUCAAGCAGAUGCUGAAUCAAAUCCAGCUGAGACUCUGUCAAGCUACUGACUGUCAUUUAUCCAUGUGUCAGAGAUCCUUUUGACUGGAGCUGUAGUUACGAGAAGAACGAAGAAUCCCCAAUUUCUUGCUGAGGACUUGGGACUCAGGUUAGGAUGUCUGUUGUUUUAGAUGAUUUGGCUGCUUGUAAAGAUGGGGAUCAACUAUGAAUUAAGAUUUACUUUUUGUGCUGCCCUUUUCUUUUCCCCACGUUUCGUACAAUUUUGCAAUUGCAAUUUUACUUGUACAGAAGAUCUUUUAACCGAAGUUUGUUUAAAUGUUUCAUCUAGGGUUUUGUGUCA